CUCAUACCGAAGAAAGUGUGGUCACUUGACUUCAAACUUAAAGUUCAGAUCAGAAGCCCGCGAUCACGAUGCAUCAUGGUGGCGACGUUCAAUAGCCGGCGUAUACCGUGUUAUUACGACGGCCCUGCCUCUUGUUGGCCUGGGACAAGUCGAAGCAGGGCUCUCAAGCUGGCGCUUUCCACCAGCAUUGUCUCAGCUCCUCGUCCUUGAACACCCAUUUGUGCUUAGAGUGCCCAAUGGACCAACCGCAAUCACUGGUCACACCGUCAAUCCCUUCAGGACACCUGCGAGCUGCAGAUCUGCCAUCUAGAUGAGGGUACAUGACGUCUCAACUAGAUGAUGGCGGCAUUACAGCGCCGCUGGACAUACCGCGAGUGUGGCGGCAUGUCAAGCAGCAUCUGCCGUGGCUGUUGUUCCUUGUCUUUGCGGUGGUGGUCCUGGCGGACAAGGGGUCCUCUCGUCUAAGAAAGUCUGACACACACAGCUGGAAGGCCAGCCAUGUCGACACGCGCCAGCUGGUGCAGCGAGUGCUGAGCAACCUGCAGCUGCCGGACACGGGCGCUCCCUCUGAAGAGGUGGGCGUGCCUCAGCCCAGCGAUGGGGUGAAACAGUACUGGCCAUACCGGCCCCAGGACCGCACCGACUCGUGGGCCCCCUACAACUACGCACUGGCGCUCAAGCGGGGCUGGGCUGGUGACGACAUCCUGCAAUGCCUGCACAAGCUGGGGCCGCACCGUCGGGUCACGCUCGCGGGAGACUCCAUCAUGCGCGCGGCAUUCCGCCAGGCCCUGUCGGAGCGCCUCGGCGUGGACUGGCCGGACAUGCCCGCCUAUUGGCCGCUGCAGCAGCACGACGCGCGCUGGAACGUGACUGACCCCACAGGGACCGCUGCCACAGUGACCCUGAGCUUCCGCUUCCUGUGCAAUGCGCACCCUCAUGCGGAGGUGGCGCUGCAAGACGCGCUCGACUCCGACGUGCUGGUGCUCAACUCGGGGCUGUGGGACCUCAGCAUCCCGGGCGGCUCGGACGUGAGCUUUGUGCGGGACUACAUGUACGGCCUGGCGCACCUGGUGGCCUGGCUGCACGCCAACUUCCGCGGGCGCGUCAUCUGGCGGCUCAACCCGUCCGUCUUCUACCAGAUUCUGGACGAGAACCGCAAGCAGUUCUUCCAGGACUCCAAGAUCAGGUUCGUUAACGUAUUUGCGGCGCGGCUGAUGCGCUCCGCCGGCUACGAGGUGCUGGACGCGUUCUCGAUGUCGUCCGGGGACCCCGCCCUGCAGGGCCGCGAGGACGGGUACCACAUCGGCCAUGCGCUCACCGACACCCUCAUCGACCUCACCCUCAACCAGGUGUGCGACCCCCACGGGGCCGACUUUGGCCCAGACACGGCGUGCGAGAUCAUCGACGCCAUCAAUGCGGACGGGCAGCACAACGCGCCACGCUGGAAUGGGUGGGGCCUCGACAUGAGCGUCACGGAGGACCAGCCGCAGCGGCAGAACCUCACGCGGGGCCAUGGGUGCGCACCACCACGGACGGGAACAUAAAGCAACGGACCGGCAGGGACUUGGCGCCAUGCUCUUUCUCGAAAAAUCACGACGCUGCUUGACUUCGUGUUACCAGUCUGACAGAACCGGGUUCACGAACUACCUUAGCUUGGAAUUGUUUCCAUUCGGAAUGUCCUAUAAAGGAGCAUCGUCCUUCAUUACCAAGCCUUGCCGUCGUUACGAUAGACAGCUGCUACUGCACAUUGAGGAUUUAGCGUUUUCAUGCCACUAACGUAAGCACGCAGUUUUCGUGCUAGACUGCUCUGGUUUGAACCAAAAUCUAGCAACGCUGCAUCUGCUAGGCGUAUCGGGUUUUGGUUUCAGGAUUGUAGACGUUGCUCGCGAGAUGUUGGUAAAAUCAACUGACAGGUUGACCCAUCGACUAACUCGUAACCGGGAGGUUGAGAGUUCAGAUACAGCUGUACGAUAAAGACGAAAUACAACACUCGGCUUGAUCAAUUCAGUGAGUUCAUUGCAGCCGGCCAGGCUAUAACAUAGUAUAAUUGCUGGUAACCCACAGAAGUGCCACCUGGUGCAGACUCUGAGAUUUUGCCAUACAUACAAUACUGCACAGCUUCGCAUAUUAAGAGUGUUCAAUUUCGUUGUGCUUUUGUUGUGCUCCAGCCCGCACAUUCA
Klebsormidium nitens is the source of this 2180-nucleotide messenger RNA. NCBI's taxonomy places the organism in Eukaryota, Viridiplantae, Streptophyta, Klebsormidiophyceae, Klebsormidiales, Klebsormidiaceae. The record is from the annotation of a GenBank genome assembly.